AGAGACUUCUUCUUCACAUCAGUUACCCCAACACUAGGGUUUCACAUCUUCAUCUUCCCCAUCACUCUCUCUCUCUCAAGGAAAAUAAGAAAAGAGAGAGAAAAGAAAAUUAUAACCCCAUUAAUUUUUAAGAGAGAGAGAGACUGAGAACGAAUAGCAAAGUAGUGAGAGAGAAAAAUUAAGAGAAAAAAACAGCUUUCGUUCUCCUUCUCUCUCCUCCAUUUCAGUAAUAAUCUCCUCUGAUUCAGCUCUCUUCUUUAUUAUCUGAUGAACUUCGGUAGUCUCUUCGACAAUACGACCGGUGGUGUCCCCACUGGUCUAGCUUAUGGCAACCACACCACCGCAUCUACCAUAAUACCCGGUGGUACUAUGUCUCAUAUUGGGGCGGCGAGCCUCUUCUCCCCUCCUAUCAAUACCAAAUCUGUUUACUCCUCUUCUGGCCUCUCUCUAGCGCUCGAGCAACCCGAGAGAGGAACAUCCAUGAGGAACCAUAACGGAGCUGGAGGCGAUAUUUUCGAUGGGAGCGGUAAGAACAGGAGGAGCCGAGAGGAAGAGCAUGAGAGCAGAUCUGGGAGUGAUAACGUCGAAGGUAUCUCGGGUGAAGAUCAAGACGCCGACUAUAAUAAACCUCCCAAGAAAAAACGUUACCACCGACACACUCCUCAGCAAAUCCAAGAGCUCGAAUCCAUGUUCAAAGAGUGUCCACAUCCAGACGAGAAGCAGCGACUUGAGCUAAGCAAGAGACUUUGCUUGGAGACAAGACAAGUUAAGUUCUGGUUCCAGAAUCGUCGCACUCAAAUGAAGACUCAAUUAGAGCGGCACGAGAACGCGUUGCUGAGACAAGAGAACGACAAGCUAAGAGCUGAGAACAUGUCUAUACGCGAAGCAAUGAGGAACCCAACCUGCAACAUUUGUGGUGGACCGGCCAUGCUCGGCGAGGUCUCUAUCGAAGAGCAUCAUCUCCGCAUCGAAAACGCUCGCUUGAAAGAUGAGCUCGACCGCGUCUUUAACCUCACCGGUAAAUUCCUCGGCCACCCCCAAAACAAUCACACCUCUUCUCUAGAGCUCGGCGUCGGUACCAACAACAACGGCGGAAAUUUCGCUUUCCCUCAAGAUUUCAACGGUGGCGGCGGUUGCUUACCACCGCAGCUGCCGGCGGUGGUUAAUGGUGUUGAUCAGAGAUCGGUUUUGUUGGAGCUGGCUUUAACAGCUAUGGAUGAGCUAGUGAAGCUAGCUCAGAGCGAUGAACAGUUGUGGAUUAAAAGCUUAGACGGAGAGAGAGAUGAGCUUAACCAUGAGGAGUACAUGAGAACGUUUUCGUCUACAAAACCAAACGGUUUAGUUACUGAAGCUUCUAGAACGUCCGGUAUGGUCAUCAUCAAUAGCUUAGCCCUCGUCGAGACGUUAAUGGACUCGGACCGAUGGACGGAGAUGUUUCCGUGUAUAGUCGCAAGAUCCACAACCACCGACGUUAUCUCCGGCGGAAUGGCCGGAACAAGGAACGGUGCAAUUCAACUGAUGAAUGCUGAGUUACAAGUUUUGUCUCCGUUGGUUCCGGUACGCAACGUGAACUUCCUCCGGUUCUGCAAACAGCACGCGGAAGGCGUGUGGGCAGUGGUGGACGUUUCUAUUGAUACAGUCCGGGAAAACUCUGGUGGAUCUACGGUUGUAAUCAGGCGAUUACCAUCAGGCUGUGUAGUGCAGGAUAUGUCUAAUGGAUACUCAAAGGUCACGUGGGUUGAGCAUGCAGAAUAUGACGAGAACCAAAUCCACCACUUGUACCGGCCAUUGCUUCGGUCAGGUCUUGGUUUCGGCUCGCAAAGAUGGGUCGCUACACUUCAGAGACAGUGCGAGUGUCUGGCCAUCCUCAUGUCCUCCUCCGUUACAUCUCACGAUGACACAUCUAUAUCGCCAGGUGGUCGGAAAAGCAUGCUGAAGUUAGCUCAACGUAUGACGAUCAAUUUCUGCUCGGGCAUCUCUGCGCCCUCUGUCCACAGUUGGAGCAAGCUCACGGUCGGUAAUGUCGAUCCGGACGUUAGAAUUAUGACCCGUAAGAGUGUGGACGAUCCGAGUGAGGCUCCGGGUAUUGUUCUGAGUGCUGCCACGUCUGUUUGGCUUCCGGCUUCGCCACAACGUCUGUUUGACUUCUUGCGGAACGAACGGAUGAGAUGUGAAUGGGAUAUUCUAUCUAACGGUGGUCCCAUGCAGGAGAUGGCCCACAUCGCCAAAGGUCAAGAUCAAGGCAACUCCGUUUCUUUGCUACGCUCCAACCCAAUGAACGCGAAUCAGAGCAGUAUGUUAAUUCUUCAGGAAACGUGCAUUGACGCAUCUGGAGCGCUGGUAGUGUACGCGCCUGUCGAUAUUCCAGCCAUGCAUGUUGUCAUGAACGGUGGGGAUUCAUCCUACGUGGCUCUCCUUCCUUCUGGUUUCGCUGUUCUCCCUGACGGAGGCUUUAACGGUGGCUCCGGAGACGGUGAGCAGCGUCCGGUCGGUGGUGGAUCACUCUUGACGGUGGCGUUUCAAAUCCUUGUUAACAAUCUCCCAACGGCAAAACUCACGGUCGAGUCUGUGGAGACUGUCAAUAACCUAAUAUCAUGCACCGUCCAGAAGAUUCGAACCGCUCUUCAGUGCGAGAACUAAGCUUCAAGGCGGCACGUGAGCUCUGGAGCGCAUGUGUUUGUUGUAUCUUUGAAUUUGUGAAUUUUAACUAUGUAUGUGUCGUGUACUUUGGUCAUUUAGUUAAGCUUGGGAAGGGGGUGUCGAGUCAAGAACGAACCGCGCAGGUGGCGAAAUCCAACUCCUUUGUCACCGCGUUGAGACCACGUCGGUUGGGUCUGAUCACGGUGGAGGAGUUGGUGGUUCGGGUAUUGACUAGGGUUGGAAACCCCCUUUUGUUUGUUGGAGUAUUAAAUAUUUUUAUAUAUUAUCUUGUAAACUCAUGUAGUUGAGAGUGAGCCACACGCUCCGUCGGAUGCGGGUAUGUUGUGUGGUUUUUGCCAACGCGGACUGGGACAUGAGUAGUAUGUGGUUGGACUUUGGAUGGAUCUGGUCCGUUUAUGUCUCUCGUGGUGUGCAUUAAAUGUGUUUGCAGGCUAACAUUCAUUUAAUGCUAUGUUUUUUUUUUCCUC
This is a messenger RNA of Brassica rapa (field mustard), 3128 nucleotides long. Its product is annotated as homeobox-leucine zipper protein ANTHOCYANINLESS 2. Gene Ontology annotation, biological process: regulation of DNA-templated transcription. Lineage: Eukaryota; Viridiplantae; Streptophyta; Magnoliopsida; Brassicales; Brassicaceae. Gene Ontology annotation, molecular function: DNA binding; DNA-binding transcription factor activity, RNA polymerase II-specific; lipid binding. The record is from RefSeq and is a predicted model, not a curated record.